CGUAAGUCAUGUGCUUAUUGAUGGAUGAUGCCUGCCGUCUCUCACCACGGGAACCCGCAGCACAUCUACGCAGCUUCUUCUCGAGCACAUGGAAGCCAGUAUCAUGACCUCGGAUGCUAACAAGGAACAGCGAGAAACGUAAGGUUGGCUUCAACUGGGGUAACGAGAAGAUCCGCGGUGUCAACAUUGGCGGUUGGCUGGUUCUCGAACCCUGGAUCACACCUUCCCUGUUUGACAAAGCUAAUUACGGCCGUCCUCAGAAGGACAUUAUCGACGAAUACACAUUGGGCGAGAAGCUUGGACAUAAUGCGGCACUCGCAGUACUCCGCAAUCACUGGAACACAUUCGUAACAUGGCAAGACUUCAAGAAAAUCAAGGAUGCUGGCUUCAACAUCGUCCGGAUACCUAUCGGCUACUGGGCAUAUGACAACUUUGGCUCACCAUACGUGGGUGGCGCAAAUGUGUACAUUGAUGCUGCUAUCGACUGGUCACGAAGCUUGGGCCUCAAGAUUGUCAUCGACCUACACGGUGCACCUGGUUCGCAAAACGGCUAUGAUAACUCCGGCCAGCGCCUGAACGUUCCACAAUGGCAAUCCGGGGACACAAUCAAGCAGACAUUGCAGGUUUUGAAGACCAUCUCCGACCAGUACGCGCAGCUAAAGUACCAGGACGUCAUCGUCGGGAUCCAGCUGCUCAACGAACCAGCCAUGUACUUUGAUAACAUCAGCGAGGAUGUGACACGCCAGUUCUACCGUGUUGGAUAUGACCAGGUCCGCGAUACCUCCGACACAACAGUCAUCCUACAUGAUGGUUUUAUACGACCAAACCAGUGGAACGGCUACCUGACGCCUUCAGACAACAACGCGCAAAACGUCGCGAUCGACCACCACGAGUACCAAAUCUUCAACAACGACCUCAUCCAAUUGAAGCCCUCCCAACACAACCACAAAGUUUGCGACCUCGCCGAUGCCUACGGCGGAGCCGACAAGUGGACAUUCGUUGGUGAAUGGACAGGUGCCAUGACCGAUUGCGCGAAGUACCUUAACGGCCUAGGACGUGGUGCUCGCUAUGAUGGUACAUACUUGGGCGCCCCGUACCAGGGCGACUGCAGCUUCGCAAACGAUGUCAGCAAGUGGAGCCAAACCCAGAAGGACGAUACGCGCAAGUACAUCGAGACACAGAUCUCAGCUUUCGAAGCGAAAACUCAAGGAUGGUUCUUUUGGAAUUUCAAAACGGAGAACGCAUUUGAGUGGGACGCACUUGCGCUGGUCGAUGCUGGUAUCUUCCCAGCAAUAAGGAACGGACAGGUUGAGUACAAGUUCCCCAAAGUCUGCACGAACUUCUACUAGGUGGGAAGUAUAUGGGACUCCCCUAGUUCCGAGGACGAGGACGUCUGAUAAGGCCUCUCGCCCGGCUCAUACUCAACUAACCUGCGAGCAGAUUGUAGAUGGGCAUUGUUACGCAUGCCAAUAUAGGUCCGUAG
Molecule: messenger RNA, 1483 nt
Organism: Macroventuria anomochaeta
Lineage: Eukaryota; Fungi; Ascomycota; Dothideomycetes; Pleosporales; Didymellaceae
Product: glycoside hydrolase family 5 protein
Exons: 3
Coding region: 114-1349 (411 amino acids)
Biological process (GO): glucan catabolic process
Cellular component (GO): cell surface; extracellular region
Molecular function (GO): glucan exo-1,3-beta-glucosidase activity
Source: RefSeq, a predicted model, not a curated record